AGAUUCACGUGAGAAUUGGGUCAGUCAGACGUGUUCCGAUCUGUAACAAACUACACUAUGAAGUUCGUUGUGGCGUUGUUGGGCGUUUUAUUUCUAGCCGUUACGGCAGACGCUGGUGCGUCAAUGCACAAUCCAUUUUACUGUUAUGCAACGGAUCCCAUCCGUCCAAUGACGAAUAUGGCAUCCGUAUUCACCAGCUAUGAGGCGAUUCGUCGGUUCAAUUUCACAACUGUAAAUCCGUACCGAUCAACUUGUACUCCGUCGAGAUUCUGGUACAUGGGACGAUAUGGGGCACGUUUCCCUCAUCCAAUUGGAAUGGAAGAGAUGAUUGACUUCGCAGAAUCUUCGGUUCAGGGUGAUAUUGUCAGUAACUAUGAGGCAGGCAGAACCAGUUUGUGCAGACAGGAUUUUGAGAUGAUUCGCGAUUUUUCCAUGGAAAACGAUUUUGCAUCCGGUUUCCAUCUCGGAAAUGCUAGUUUGGUCACUGAUUCCGGAAUCAUCGGAAUCCAGAAUAUUGCCAGGCGUUACCAGGAGAAUUUCCCCGAUAUUUUCCCCACAACAUAUAGCCCUGAACGUUUCCUGUUCCGUCAUACCCAGUCUGUGCGCACCAACCAAUCUGCUCGUGCCUUUGCUAGCGGUCUGUUUGGUGAAGCAGGAGCCCAGAAUGUUGUUUACGAGGAUGUGCCAGAAAGGGAUUGGUUCUUGAGACCAUUUGACUUCUGUCCGGCAUUUAAUGACGAAGUAUCCGAUUGGGAUGCUCAACGAAACGCCUUCCGUGAUGGACCUGAAAUGCAAGAGCUCAUUGAACAAGUCAACAGAAGAUUAGGCUUCCAUGCAGAUCAAUUGAACUUCCAGCAAAUUGUUGAUAUGUGGGAUUGGUGUCGAUUUAAGACAGCCGCUUAUUUCGAAGAAUCCGGUUCGGAGACAGGCACCCACUGUCCUUGGUGCGCUGCAUUCUCGGUAGCUCAUCAUCUGAUACUGGAAUACUGGGAAGAUUUAGGUCAUUUCUACUUCAGCGGAUAUGGAGUACGAAAUCAACGCUUGCUUGAAAACCUUAACUGUGGUGUUAUGCAGGACCUAAUCAAUCACAUGCAAUCCGACUCUCCCCAAGUAGCUCGCAUUUACAUGAGUUACACUCAAGAAGUUCAGCUGCUAUUGGUCCUACUCGGCUCAUUCAGAGACACCUGGCCGCUUCAUCAACACAAUUAUGCUCAACAAGCAGCACGAAAUUGGCUAACCAGUCUGAUCGCACCAUUCGGUUCAAAUUUAGCAGUCGUUCGUCACGAUUGUGAUGACGGUGACCACGAUUUAAUUUUCUAUUUGAAUGAGAGACCAAUAUUGGUUCCCGGCUGCGAUCAACAAAACGGUGUAUGCAAGUUGAGUGUCAUUGUGGAACGGUUCCAACGAUUCGUCGGUGUCAAUUGCGAGGAAGUAUUCUGCAGUAACUUGUAAAGUACCUUUUGAUGCGAACAUGCAGCAUCAAUUUCUGUACGCUGCGUUUUUUGCUGUCCUUUGCUAUUUUUCGACCCAAUAAAGAUACAAUUAUCAAACACAAGUUACGU
Molecule: messenger RNA, 1562 nt
Organism: Bradysia coprophila
Lineage: Eukaryota; Metazoa; Arthropoda; Insecta; Diptera; Sciaridae
Product: multiple inositol polyphosphate phosphatase 1-like
Molecular function (GO): acid phosphatase activity; inositol phosphate phosphatase activity
Source: RefSeq, a predicted model, not a curated record